AACAGCCAUGUUGGACGUGGCCAGCACAGGGGCCGGCACCACAGGGUUAUAGAUGCAGCUGUCACGAUGCUCGCGUCCCUGGUGUUGAAGAGAACAGCGGCCGCGCCGCGGCUCCUCUUCCGGCUGCUUAGGUCCCCAUCUCCUCAGAACCAUGGAGAUGCAUUCGGCCGGAGCGUGACUACCGGGAAUCAAGGGGAGCCGCAGUGGUUGAGGGCCGCCGCCGGGGGGCGCCCUGGACCAUCGCCAGCCUUGCUCACCGGACUAGGGGCAGCCACCGGGGAGCGCCGAGGAGGACGCGCAGAGACCCGGAACCUUAUGGUCGUAACCUGGGAACACCUUCCGAGCUCCGAGGAAACCCUCCCCGGACAGGACAGCUGGAAUGGGGUCCCCAGCGGUGCCGGACUAGGCAUGUGGGCCCUGGCCACAGCUCUGGUGGUUCAUUGCUACAGCAAGAACCCGUCCAACAAGGAUGCAGCCCUGUUGGAAGCUGCUCGUGCCAACAAUGUCCAAGAAGUCAGGAGGCUGUUAUCAGAAGGCGCAGAUGUCAAUGCAAGGCACAAACUUGGCUGGACAGCACUCAUGGUGGCAGCCAUCAGCCGAAAUGACAGUGUGGUGCAGGUCUUGCUUGCUGCUGGGGCUGACCCAAACCUUGGAGAUGAUUUCAGCAGUGUUUACAAGACCGCCAAGGAACAGGGAAUCCAUUCUUUGGAAGUCUUGGUCACCCGAGAGGAUGACUUCAACAACCGACUGAACAAUCGCGCCAGCUUCAAGGGCUGCACAGCCCUGCACUAUGCUGUCCUUGCCGAUGACUACCACACUGUCAAGGAACUGCUUGAUGGAGGAGCCAACCCCCUGCAGAGGAAUGAAAUGGGACAUACACCCUUGGAUUAUGCCAGAGAAGGGGAGGUGAUGAAACUUCUAAGGACUUCUGAGGCCAAGUAUCAGGAGAAGCAACGGAAACGAGAGGCUGAAGAACGGCGCCGCUUCCCCCUGGAGCAGCGGCUGAAAGAGCACAUCAUUGGCCAGGAGAAUGCCAUCGCCACAGUGGGUGCUGCAAUCCGGAGGAAGGAGAAUGGCUGGUACGAUGAAGAACACCCUCUGGUCUUCCUCUUCUUGGGAUCAUCUGGAAUAGGAAAAACAGAACUGGCCAAGCAGACAGCCAAAUAUAUGCACAAAGAUGCCAAAAAGGGCUUCAUUAGGCUGGACAUGUCUGAGUUCCAGGAGCGACAUGAGGUGGCCAAGUUUAUUGGGUCCCCACCAGGCUACGUUGGCCAUGAGGAGGGUGGCCAGCUGACCAAAAAACUGAAGCAGUGCCCCAAUGCCGUGGUGCUCUUCGAUGAGGUAGACAAGGCCCAUCCAGAUGUGCUCACCAUCAUGCUGCAGCUGUUCGAUGAGGGCCGGCUGACAGAUGGAAAAGGGAAGACCAUCGACUGUAAGGAUGCCAUCUUCAUCAUGACCUCCAAUGUGGCCAGUGAUGAGAUUGCACAGCAUGCUUUGCAGCUGAGGCAGGAAGCUUUGGAGAUGACCCAUAACCGUCUUGCUGAGAACCUUGGGGAUGUCCAGAUUAGUGACAAGAUCACCAUCUCAAAGAAUUUCAAGGAGAAUGUGAUUCGUCCCAUCCUGAAAGCUCACUUCCGGAGGGAUGAGUUUCUGGGAAGGAUCAAUGAGAUCGUCUACUUCCUCCCCUUCUGCCACUCGGAACUCAUCCAACUAGUCAACAAGGAACUGAACUUCUGGGCCAAGAGAGCCAAGCAAAGGCACAACAUUACACUGCUCUGGGACCGCGAGGUGGCAGACGUGUUGGUCGAUGGCUACAAUGUGCACUAUGGCGCCCGCUCCAUCAAGCACGAGGUAGAACGCCGUGUGGUGAACCAGCUGGCAGCAGCCUACGAGCAAGACCUGCUGCCGGGAGGCUGUACUCUGCGCAUUACUGUGGAGGACUCAGAUAAGCAGCUAUUCAAAAGCCCCGAACUGCCCUCACCCCAAGCUGAGAAACGUCCACCCAAGCUGCGGCUGGAGAUCAUCGAUAAGGACAGCAAGACCCGCAAACUGGACAUCCAGACACCAUUACACCCUGAGAAGGUGAAGAGCCCAGCUGUCUGCAACUUACUUUGAAAUGCAUCAAAAAAUACAAUGGACUGACAGGUCCAUAUGGCCAGCAACUGAGUUCCAGUGAGGAACUGAGCCCCUUCUUUCAACAACCCUUGAGGAGCUGAAUCCUGACAACAACCACGUGGUGACGUUGGAAGCAGCUGCUUCCCUCGGUCAAGCCUUCAUCUGCGGCCACAGGCCAGACUAAUACCUUGAUUGCAACCUUGUAGAGACCCUGAAGCAGAGGACUCAGC
Choloepus didactylus (southern two-toed sloth) is the source of this 2345-nucleotide messenger RNA. RefSeq names its product caseinolytic mitochondrial matrix peptidase chaperone subunit B (gene CLPB). Gene Ontology annotation, biological process: cellular response to heat. Lineage: Eukaryota; Metazoa; Chordata; Mammalia; Pilosa; Megalonychidae. The transcript is spliced from 18 exons. Gene Ontology annotation, molecular function: ATP hydrolysis activity; ATP binding; protein binding. The coding region runs from base 67 to 2115 and encodes 682 amino acids. Gene Ontology annotation, cellular component: mitochondrion; cytoplasm. The record is from RefSeq and is a predicted model, not a curated record.